This is a messenger RNA of Aspergillus calidoustus, 2382 nucleotides long. The record is from the annotation of a GenBank genome assembly. NCBI's taxonomy places the organism in Eukaryota, Fungi, Ascomycota, Eurotiomycetes, Eurotiales, Aspergillaceae.
AUGCCGCCGACGGAAAUUGCGCUGCUCCAGAGAGUGGCCGACGUGCUCCCACUGCAAGCGUCUGGGUUCAAAGACUCGCGAUGCACAUAUGAAUACCAGAGGAAGAAGCCAGGCCUCAAAGGUGGCGUGGUCGACACUUUAACCCGCCGUGUCGAAGCUCUCGAGCAUGCCGUGUAUAGUUCCUCUGGCUCCCAUGUCACGGAUGCGGACACGCCUUCCGAGGAACUCAGGUCCUUGCGUGAGAUCCUCUCGGCCUUUACACGCGACAUCGCCCAGCUCACCCGCUAUCCAACUCAGUCCCCCGUAACAAUGCUUCAUGCGCAUGUGCGGGACCAUGACCCUGCGCUAGAGCGUCCAGAGAAGCGGAUCCAUCUCGACUCCGGCCAGGGCCCGUUUCUAGAAGCUGCCGUUGACCGGGGCAGCAGUAUCCGUACGCUGUUGGAAAGCCCAGAGGUCAUCGCGGCGCUGCUAGACGCAUAUUUCGAUAUCAUCCACCCCUGGAUCCCAAUUCUGCACGAGGUCCGAUUCCGCUCACGAAUCGCCCAAAACCCGGCGCGUGAGGCGUGCGGGAUCAUCCUGCACGCCAUUCUCCUCGCUGCGCUACGGUUUGUGGAUCUGGAGGGACUGAUCGGGUCCGGACCAGUACUACAAGACGAGGUUGCCCGAUCGAGGGACUAUGUUGUCCUCAACGCCAUGGCCGACCUGCGGCUGGAGAAUCUCCAGGCACUGAUUAUCGUCGCAUUUACUGAUAUUGGCCAGGGCGAGACGAGUAAAGCAUGGCCCACCAUCGGCUCCCUGACGAGAACUGUCCAAUAUCUGCAUCUCAGCGUUGAGGACACGGACAAAGAUCAGCGUCCCGGUCUAUUGCCGAAUUUGCCCUCGUUACCUGCACCGGACACUUGGGUCGAAGAGGAGGAGCGAAGGCGAGUGUUUUGGAGCGUGUUCCUUCUAGAUCGAUUCUGUUCAAUCACAACAGGAUGGAACGUGAGCCUCACAGCCGACGACAUCUGUCGACGCUUGCCGAUUGACGGCGGACUCUGGGCCCGCAACCAGCCAGCCAUCACCCCCUACCUGGGCAUCUGGGACCACUCCGCCGCCAAAAUCGGCCACACCAUUACAUUCCUCCCGUCCAAGUACGAGGCCCCCUCCGAGAAAGCUACUGAGCCCUGCGCUGCAAAGCGCUUGAACGAUGCCCGAAGCUCUCCGCCCAAGCAGACCACAUGCACGGGCUCGCCCGAGAUGAACAGGAUCGGGGCGUUUGCGUACUAUAUCGAAUCGGUCGAGUCGCUGAGCCGGAUCAAUGCGUACUUUGUGCAGCAGAAGAUCGACUUUACGGAUCGGGAGGAUGUGUUGAGCUGGCUGACGCGGUUCAAGGAGUUGGAUCUGCGCUUGGUACAUUGGAAAAUGUUCCUCCCUACCAAAUGGAAAGACCCCAACGUGAACCCCAACCCGGCAACAACAGCCAUGGACCCCAACAUGACCCUCGCCCACAUCACACACAAUACCUCGUCGAUCCUCCUGCACCAGCGCAUCGCAUACCCACACCGUGCCAUCAGGCACCUCCGGCUGCCGAAUGCCUGUAGCGCCGAUACAUGCUUCGUCGCCGCAACCGAGACCGCGAAUAUCACGACCAAGUAUCUAGAGCGUGCGCCGGUUGCGCGCGUCCUCGCUCCACAUUUUGCCAUUUGUGUGUUUGUUAGUGCGCGUGUUUUAUUGGUACACUCGCUAUACUACAAGGUAGACCUCGCCCCGGAGUUCUGGACGCUUGUCAACGCCCUCGAUACAAUGGAUAAAAGAUGGAUCGGGCGCCCAGAGCAGACCGGACCCUUACCCGGCGCUUCGCUGGCAGGGUCUCUCGCUAGCCAACUCCGGGAGCUUUACAGUCUAAGUGAGAGGGACCCCGUAGACCGCGUCCUUGUCUUACUUGGGCAAGAAGAGCCUCAUGCGGCCGGGGCUGAGCAGGAUACUACUUGCUCCACCCCACUGCCCAUAAGUUGUCAUCCUGAGAUAGGUCACUCACCGCGAAGCCAGGGCGGUCGCCUGUCUGGAGACUCCGGCGAGCUGUCGAGGAUCUUUGGCGAAACAACAGCACGCCGAGUCCGUCCCGCCAAACGUCGUAGAGAGGGAGAUUGGGUCAGCAACCAGGGAUCUCCAAGUGUCCAAGGGAAGCAGGUACCUCGUUCAACCGUCCUCGGUACGGAAGAAGGAGCAGUUGACGAGCUCUCGGCGAUUUCGCACGGUCUGUUAGAUGAAAGCUUUCUGGAGAUGAACCGGAUUAUCAAUUUCGACGACUUUAUGUUCAUGACGAAUGUCGACGACUUGGCUCGGCCGGAAUGGCUUCCGGGUCUUGAUGAUAGCCACGAGGCCAACGCAGAGUCAUAA